Molecule: messenger RNA, 5796 nt
Organism: Biomphalaria glabrata
Lineage: Eukaryota; Metazoa; Mollusca; Gastropoda; Planorbidae
Product: cationic amino acid transporter 4-like
Exons: 13
Coding region: 268-2235 (655 amino acids)
Biological process (GO): amino acid transport; transmembrane transport
Cellular component (GO): plasma membrane
Molecular function (GO): amino acid transmembrane transporter activity
Source: RefSeq, a predicted model, not a curated record
AGCAGGCAGGAGAACAUAACCGAUGGCCUUCUUGCUCUCUCUCUCUUUUUUUUUCUCUCCCUUCCCUAUCUUGAAAUUUUUUUUUCAGGGUGUAGUUAAAUCUAGAAACACACUGCCGGUCAUAAGGCAUUCGCCGUAGAUACAAGAUUAUUUUUUAAAAUCCUGUUGUGCUAUAUCUUCAUACACUUUUACUUAACAAGUAAGGAUAUAUAAAAACGAAUCUGUACUGCAUAAAACCUGUGGGAAUCAGGCCUGCUUAUCUGAAAGAUGGAUUUUAUCAAACGUCAGCUGAGCAGAAUCACUAGGGUCAAAACCAUACCAGAAGAUCUUCAUGAGACCUCACUUCGUCGAUGCCUAAACACAUUUGACAUCACUCUCUUAGGCAUUGGUCACAUGAUCGGUGCUGGCAUCUAUGUUUUGACAGGAACUGUGGUAAGAGAAAAAGCUGGACCCUCAGCGGUCCUCAGUUUUCUGUUUGCUGGUACAGCAGCCUUGCUUAGUGCAUUGUGCUAUGCAGAGUUUGGUGCUAGGAUACCAAAAGCUGGUUCAGCAUACUCUUACACAUAUGUAACCAUUGGAGAAAUUUGGGGCUUUCUGAUUGGAUGGAAUAUUAUUCUUGAGCACAUGAUAGGCGCUGCAUCUGUGGCCAGAGCAUGGAGUGGGGCCAUGGAUGCGAUUUUUAACCAGGCCAUCCGCAAUGGAACUAUUGAGCAUAUUGGUCGUCUCUCUCAGGAUAAUGAAUGGAUCUCUGAAUAUCCUGAUAUGGUUGCAAUGGGCAUUACAUUGAUAGCAUUUCUUAUUAUUGGGUUUGGUGCCAAGAUUUCUGUCAACUUCAAUAGUGUGUUCACCAUCCUUAAUGCCCUGGUUCUGGCUUUUAUCAUCAUCAUUGGAUUCACAUUUGCAGAUCCCAGCUUAUGGUCUUCUAGCUCAGGUCAUGGAGGAUUUUUUCCAUUUGGAUUUUCUGGAACACUCUCAGGGGCUGCCACUUGUUUCUUUGCCUAUAUAGGUUUUGAAGGUAUAGCCAUUGCCAGUGAGGAGGCCAGAGACCCUGAGAAAAGUAUUCCACGAGCCACAGUUUUGUCCUUGCUAACUGUGACAACCUUGUACCUGCUAGUUACAGCAGCCUUAACCUUGAUGAUUCCCUAUUAUGAGACAAAUACAUCAGCUGCUUUUCCUUUCGCUUUUGAUGAGGUUGGAGCCCACUGGGCUAAAUACAUUGUUGCUGUUGGCACACUCUUAGGGAUCAGCACAUCACUUUUAGGCUCAGCAUUCUCCCUGCCUAGAUCAGUGUAUGCUAUGGCUGAGGAUGGGCUACUUUUUGGCUUCUUCAGCUUUGUACACUCCAAAACUCAGACUCCCAUCUAUGCUGUCAUUGUUUUUGGGGCUUUAUCAGCUCUGAUGGCUUUACUUUUUGAAAUCACUACACUCGUGGAAUUCAUGAGCAUUGGGACCCUGUUUGGCUACACUAUAGUAGCUGCUAGCAUCAUCAUAUUGCGCUACCAGCCUGUCAGUAAAUGUCAAUUUAAGCUCAGAGCUGAAGAAACUCAGACUGAAGCUGCUGAACCAGUGGAUACAUCAGUGGUAAAUGUUUCUGAGACCACACCACUGUCCAAAUCAGACCCAUCUACUCCUGUUAAGACAGAUAAAAGUGGUCUUUUACCAAAGUCGAAAAGCCAUGAUGAUUUUGGACGUCUGAGACAAAACCUAAGGGAGGUGCCUAUUCUGAGGAGAUUUGAGCCAGGAGAUGGAGUCAAGAGUGCAGUUGUGCUCAUGGGACUGUUUAUGGUUGGACUAAUGCUGGUAGUUAUAGAAGGAGCAGAAUAUUUGAGAACUGCUACAUGGUGGGCUGUUUUACUUGUGAUAGUGUUUAGUCUACUGAUAGUCAUCUUCUACUUGGUGAUAGUGGCUCAUGAGAAGAAUGAUGCUUUUCUCACAUUUCAGAUUCCAUUUGUUCCACUCAUUCCUGCUUUGAGUAUGCUGAUAAACAUUGCUCUCAUGUUGUCUUUGACAUAUUUGACAUGGUUACGGCUGGUCAUCUGGAUCACAGUGGGCUUACUUCUGUACUUUGUCUAUGGUAUCCAUUAUAGUAGAGAGAACAAAAAGAUUCAAGGCUAUGGACCAAUGGUUGAGUACAAAGGAGAUGCAGCCUUACCUGAAAGUACAAUGUCUGGAAUGACAGAAGAGGUUAAGGAGUUGCAGCCACCUCGAAAAGAUGAGGGACUGUAUCAACAAUAACUUUUGAAAUUAAUAGAUCUGUAUAACUGCAUGUAUGUAGUUUGCAGUGGAAACAGCGCAUGCUUUCAGCAUGUUGGAAGCUAUCAGUUUACCUUUCAUUGAUUCUGCUUCAAAAGAAUGGUUUAUGUGACACUCUGUUUUCAAAAUGGUUUUCAGUUGCUGUCAUUAUUUGCCAAAAAAGGAAAGGGGGUGGGGGGCUGGAAAAGCAAGAAAAAUUUCAUUUGCCUUUAAAAUUUUAUGUUGUGCUUUUUUUUUGUGAACCAAUAGAACAUAUUUCCAAAACUUGUUAAAAGUCCAUUUUUAAAUGCCAGAAGUGAGGUUGUGUUGUUUUUUUUCUGAACAGAGUAGUACCUUGAUUAGUAAUGCAUCUAUAGUGAUUCUGAUACAAAUACAUAGGAUAGUUGAUUAAAAAACUAAAUGAUAGUACACAAUUUCUGCCACAAAGUAUUUUGCCUUCAAGCAUAAUCCUAGAAACAAAAAUCUAAAUUUAUUUUAUCAGACUUUGUUAAUAAAUGUAUUUUGCAUUAUUAUUUCAUUAUCAUUAUUGUUUUUUUUUUUAAUAGUGCCUCUUCCAUGCUCCCAAAGAUCAAUCACUUUUGUGACAUGUGGAGGUAAUUGUGGGAAGGGUUCAUGCUGCCUUUAGGUGCACAACAAAAAAACAAAACAUCUUAACAUGUGUCUCUGAUUCUUAUUCUAGCCAUGUCAGGUUGCCAAGCAGGCUAUGCCACUCAAUUACACAUUAUAACUAAAAUUUUUCCUUUAAAAAUAUUUUUCCUUGAGAUUUGAAAAGCAUUUUCUCCACUUGCUUACUAAGAGCAAAAAUAAACAUGUAAAACCGUAACAGCUGUUAAACUUUCAAACACGUUUACAUUAAAAUAUUUGAUUUAUAAAAAGUUAAGUACCCCCUUUCAGACCUUGCAGUCUAUAUGGCAGCUGAUGUAAAGGUCAUCUGUUACUAUGGCCUACGGUUUACGAGAAUGGUGUCAUAUCCAUAUGGCCAACACAACAACCUAACGUCUUUCUCCAACUUAAGUCAAAUACCCAUUAGAUUUGGGUGGACUCAGGGGUUACCUUAAAAUCCUGAAUUAAAUAUCACAGUCUUCACUAAAGUUUGAAUCUGGGACCUCUUGUUUCAGAAGCCUAGCACUUUUAUUUAUACAUUUUUAUCUUAUAAACUUAAAAAUCUUUAAUAUUUUAACCAAAGGACCCAGGAAACAUCAAUUAUUAAACACUGAGUCUCUAAAUCUAUUCUUUAAAAAAACUAUACACUUCACAGCUUAACCCAAAUUUAAUGUCAUAAAAGACAUAAAUAAAAGUCAACCUUUUGCCUGUCAGUCAUAAGCCUAUCUAGAUCUAGAUUUAUUGUACUUUUUCAUUGAUCAAGGCUUUUUACAACUUGAGCUAAUCUGAUUACUAGAGGUAGUAGUCUAGUUAACACCAUUCUUGGUAGCCCUGGAAGCAAAUUUGAAAACAGUUCAUUCAUUGUAACACCCUUUCACUUUUUUUAUUUUAUAUCAAUGGAUUUUCUAAGAUGAAAAUACCAUUAUGUUGCUUCUGUUUUGCUCUGCAAUGUAAAAUGACUUCUAAAAGCAACUCUAUAGUCUACUGCUUGAUAAGAAAAGUAGACAUUGUUUCUUAAUGAAUUCAACAAUGGGUAGAAAAAAAAUCUUCCUUAUUUUAGCAAUAUUUAUUUUGUAUUGUAUGUUCUAACUUGUUUUUUUUGUGUGUAUACAAUUUUGUUCAAUGAAUAUGUAUGUUAUGUUGGUUUGCAUUCUAGUCAUAAUAUCUUUAUUGAUGUGUAAUAGUUUUGAAUCAUUUUACUUUGCAAUUUUUUAUCAAUAUAAAUUUACAAAAUGUGUGAGAUUUUUAUUUUGUUUUGUGUUUAAAUUGAGUGAAAUCCAUAUAACAAACCAAAAAAGAUGAUUACCUGAUGAUGUUCCUUUGUUAUGAAAUGCCGAUAAUUUUUCUAUCAGGGAUGUAAAUUGUUGGAAUAGUUUUAAUAAGUCCUUUAAGUAUUGAAAAUUAUUUUUUUAAAUAGAAUUUUGGCUGAAUAAAUAAAAAUAAGUUAAAAAUAUGCAUUGAAAUUUUAAGCAGCGAUAUAAGCGUUUCAUUGUAAUCAUAUUUCACAUACUAAGAUGAUAUAUUAGGAUCUAUUAAUGAUUUUGAACUCAUGCUACACACAUUUUAUAUACAACUAUUUUACUUUCAGCUCAUCGUCACUAAAAUUUCAGCAUGUACAUUAUUGAUGUUAUUAUUUUCUUUUGGUUUUAUGUUACUGUCAAAUCAAAUCUUGUUAAUACUUGUAAAUCAUUAACUUUAUCAUUCUGUUCAUUUCUCUUACUUAACACUAGUUACUGUUUGUGAUGAAAGAUGACUUUGGUUAAUUUUUGUGGAUGCUUCUGUGAUAUACAAAUCAAAUAUUUAUUGCUGUAAUACUUUGAACAGUUUAACUCAUCCUGUUGUGUGGUUCAGUGUUGUGAUGUUGUUUCCCUUGUGCAUUAUUCCACAGCAAGUUCCACUGUAAACAGUUUAUUUGGUUUUGGUGCUACAUGAAUCAAUAUUUUAUUUUGUCUAUCAAUGCAGUUACAUUAUUUUUCUUUUCGAGUCCAGUCUUAUUAUUUUAAAUUGGAAAUGAUCUAAUUACUAAGACAAAGUUAGUAUUUCUAUUUUAGUUUGUGCUUGCUUGUUUUGAAUAAAAAUUAAAUGACUUAAAUAUUCAGUAACUAAAUUUAUGUUUUACUCUAAUCUGAAACUAUUUUUUUUAAAUAUUUAGUAAGUGAUUAUAAUGUAUAAUUACCUAGUCUCAGCUGGCAUUUACUUAUUUCAGCAGUUUUUAUUUUAGAUAGCAUUUUACACAUUUCUUAUUAUAUGUACAUUUUAAAAUUUCCACAGUAAUUGUACUAUUUUUGUAAAGAGAAGUGUCCAAGAUUGUUUUACUAAAAAUUACUAUGUGAUUUGGUCAAACAUUAACUGAAUUUAACAAAAUAUUAUUUCCCAAUUUAAACCAGAUUUUCUAAACUGAGGUUUAAAUACUUUGUCAUGUGUGCCACUACUUUAGGGCCUGAGGUGAAGAUUUAUUGAUAAAACUUGUAGAGCAACAAUUGGAUUAGUAAUUGUGAGCAACUUUUAAAAAGAUUCAUUUUAACAAUGUUUCUCUUUGACCCACACAAAAUAAACUUUUUAUCAAUGUCUUCAUUUUUUUUCCUGUGACAGAUCCUACUUUAAUGACAUUCUAUAAUGUCAGCCCUUACAUCAAAUUAAUUUGAUACAUAAAUAGUGUGAGCAGGCUAUUAUUAGUGCUCUGUUUCACUUUAUACAAAAAAUACAUGAUGUCAAAGAUAUGUAUUGAUUUUCACUUUAGCUAGGCAUACUGUAAUAGGUACAUACUUGAAACUAAUAAAGUACAACAUUGAGAAAGACCUACAAGGGACAGAUUAUCUUACUGUUAUCCCUCAACUUUUAGCCACUAUCACAUCACUUUUUGUAAACUUAAGAUGCCCAGACUAAUGUCCAACAUUGAACAUUCAUCUCAGAAGAAAUGUUGAGAAUAGAAUGAUUACA